Trachymyrmex septentrionalis is the source of this 2811-nucleotide messenger RNA. RefSeq lists its product as uncharacterized. Lineage: Eukaryota; Metazoa; Arthropoda; Insecta; Hymenoptera; Formicidae. The record is from RefSeq and is a predicted model, not a curated record.
CGGGAGCUUUUGAUUUACUUCUUUAAUUUGAGGAAAUCUGAGGCGCAUCAAUUGCUUGUAGAAGCAUAUGGUGAGGCUGCCUUAAGUGAGAGAAGUUACCGUGAGUGGUUUCAAAAGUUUAAGAACGGUAAAUUUGACGUCAAAGACAAAGAACGUAGCGGAAGGCCGAAGGUGUACGAAGACGCGGAAUUGGAAGCAUUAUUGGAUGAGUGCCAAAUGCAAGAAGCACUUGCACUUACAUUAGGAAUGACUCAACCAGCAAUUUCACAUCGCUUAAAAUCGUUGGGAAUGAUUGUCCCGUCGUCUCUGUCCACGGUCAGGGACGGUUGGUUCCUGAACUUGUCUUCGUGCGACAUUCCUCACAAUGUUCAAUGUUUCCUACAACUGGGUGAUAACUUCGCGCUCCCCUUUAACAACAAAAACAGGAUUAUUUUCAACUGCAUCAAAGGUAUUGAAAGUGGCACAUUGAGGAUGCCUUUGGACAGGAGAAUGGAUAUAGUUAACCAGUCUAUCCCCAUCCUAAAUAAUAUCAUCUCUUCUCCUGUCUUCACUUCAGACAUUCAUAAACAGUUGACUGGGAUGGAGUCGGACACUCGAGUGUUUUUGUCGGCGCAUCCCAACAUUGUGUUCACGCGUGCGGACAAGGGCAAUGUCACUGUUGCUAUCGAUAGGAACACGUACAGAGAUGAGAUGAUUGCGUUGUUGGGGGACUCGGACACAUAUGUCCGGAUCAAAAAAGAUCCGACAAAAAAACUUACGACAGCUUUAAGGUCUAUGCUCACAAAAUGGAAAAGGAGAGGUCAUAUCAAGGACUCCGAAUACAGAGCGUUGUACUGUAGUGACGGUUCUCUUCAGAGGGCCUAUGGACUGCCAAAGAUACACAAGCUUGGUUGCCCUUUUAGAAUUAUCGUGUCAUCGGUGGGCAGUCCGCUGUAUCCGUUGGCUACGUUCUUACAUAAUAAAUUAUUCAAGACCAUUCCGAAGGCCGACAGUAACGUUAGAAAUAGUUUCGAAUUAGUCGAAAAAUUAAAGAGUGUACAUUUCACAGGGGCACACGAACUAAUAUCUUUGGAUGUCACCUCUUUGUUCACGAACGUGCCAACGGAUGUAGCGAUUGACUGUGUGAACGAACAUUGGCAUGUUAUUGCUAGCGAUUACUCGCUACCCAAGAAAGAGUUCUUGGGAGCAAUUCAGUUUGUCUUAGACUCUACGUUCUUUUCCUUAGACAAUGUGAUUUACAAGCAAUGCUUUGGCACUCCCAUGGGCUCUCCAAUAUCACCGAUAAUAGCGGAUUUGGUGAUGAGGAGAUUGGAGACGGUGUCCUUGAUGUCGUCGAAUUUUGACACCUUAUUUUAUUAUAGAUACGUCGACGACAUAUGCACUGUGGUACAUCCCUCGCAAAUCGACGGACUACUGAAACAGUUCAAUUCAUUCCAUCCGCGCUUGCAGUUCACCGUAGAAAGAGGCGGAAAUACGAUUAAUUUCCUAGACAUUACGGUGUCUAUCAAUGAAAAUCGAUGUAAUUUAGACUGGUACCGUAAGGCAACGUUUUCAGGUAGAUUCCUGAACUUUCAUUCUAAUCAUCCUUUGACGCAGAAAAAAGGCACCAUUUUUUCAUUAGUCGACAGAGCCUUUUUAUUAUCUGACAAUAUAUUUCACACCAAAAAUUUGACUUUCAUCAUUAAUAUCUUACUCCUAAAUGACUACCCACUUGAUUUUAUUUUUGACUCUAUCAACCAAAGAAUAAAAAAUUUGAUUAAAAAGAAACACAAUGUAUAUAACGUUGUAACCGAUAGUGAGGUUACUAAGGAGUCUACCUCUUGGCUUACGGUUUCCUUCAUUCCUCCUCACACAGAGAAAUUCAGAACAUUGCGCAAAAAUAAAGGCGAUAUCAGGAUAGCCUUCCACAGCCUCAACAAAAUGAGCAAGUACAUUAGAGUCCAAAAGGACACUUGUCCUCGUACAUCGAAAAAUAAUGUCGUCUACAAAAUUUUAUGUAAUGAUUGCGACGCGUCUUACGUCGGGCAGACGGGCAGACAACUAAAAACUAGAAUAGCAGAACACCGUAACCAUAUUAGAUACAAAACCUCUACUCGCUCUGUCAUUACCGAGCAUAGGCUUCUUCAUGAUCAUGAUUUUCAAUGGGACGAUGUUCAAGUCCUGGAUGAAGAACCUUCUUACAGAAAGCGAGGAAAUAAAGCAGGUCGAAGAACUGCUCGAAAGCAGCAUAGUAAAGCUUCUCAAUCGCCUUACAAUACGCCUACAUGGAUAGUCCCGAAAAAAGAGAACUUGAAAGGAAACAAGAAAUGGAGAAUAAUGUUAGAUUUUCGCGCUCUGAACGAAAAAACUGUCGGAGACGCAUAUCCAUUAUCUAAUAUUGUUGACAUUCUAGAUCAAUUAGGCGGAGCACAAUAUUUCUCUGUAUGUGAUUUGGCUUCCGGAUUCCAUCAGAUAAAAAUGGAUCCUGCGGAUAGCCAUAAGACCGCUUUUACAACUCCUUUCGGGCAUUGCGAAUUCGAAUGCAUGCCCUUCGGAUUAAAAAAUAUUCCUGCUACUUUCCAAAGAUUAAUGGAUCUAAAACUUUUCCAGCAGCGUAGAUCAUUAAAUCUUGACGAUCCGGAAGACGUAGAAAUUGUUUCUAGAAUGUUAGAAGAAACCGUCGAAGAAGAAGAGGACGAAAAUUUUGAAUUUUAUCUUUCGGACAAAGAGAAAGAUGAAGAUCAAAUGCCCGAUGAUAAUCUGUCUGACGAGAAUACAGACACAAUACUACUAUUCACACAUAAAGAAUUGUGCGAGCCACCGAGAUUAUAA